This is a messenger RNA of Corvus hawaiiensis (hawaiian crow), 3191 nucleotides long. It is a transcript of the gene NMI, whose product is annotated as N-myc and STAT interactor. NCBI's taxonomy places the organism in Eukaryota, Metazoa, Chordata, Aves, Passeriformes, Corvidae. Bases 513 to 1712 code for a protein of 399 amino acids. The record is from RefSeq and is a predicted model, not a curated record. Gene Ontology annotation, cellular component: cytoplasm. The transcript is spliced from 11 exons.
GCGCCUUCUCCCGACCCACCGCUCCCCGCCUCUUCCUGGGAUUUCACAGUUUCCUCCACACUGGUGCCCGUGAGCCUCAUCAAGGCUUAGCUAAGGGGUGGCAGGGCCGGCGCCUCCUCCCUCACGGCGCACGAAUGCAGCGAGAAGCACCCGGCUGCCACGGCGGAUCCCCCCGCGGGUCGCCGGGCGUGUGAGGGGGCCGGCAGGGCUGCGGCCCCUCCUCCGCAGCCGGGAAAGCGAAAGCGGAAGGCGAGCCCGGGAGCGCUCUGGAGGUGUCUGAGGAGCCGCCGGGAGCUGCGGGAGCCCCGGGCCGUGUCCCCAGCCUGUCGCUGGCCGUGUCCCCAGCCUGUCGCCGGCCGUGUCCGUCGGUCUCGCCCGGGAGGAAACUGUACAGAAGUCUCAGAGUUUUGGCUGCUUGAUCCAAACCAGAAAGGGAUUCCGGGAUCCGUAAACUCGGUUUCAAGACUCUGAGUGAGUCGGGUCAGAACCAAGGUGAGGAUUCCCAGGUUUCAAUGGAUUUUAACAGUCCCCCAUCAAUGGAUUUUAACAGUCUCCCAUCAUCUCUACAAGACAAUGGUUUUAGUAUGGUACCCACUGAUGCACUUGGGACAUCCAAGGAAGAGAUGGAAAGACUCAAGGAAGAGCCAGAGAUGUGGAAGAAAAGAGUUGAAGAGGCUGCAAAGGUAGAAGUUGACCUUCUUGUCUCCAAAGCAAGUGCUGAUAGGGAGUAUGCUAGAGCAGAGAAGAAGCUGACAGAGCUGAAGGAGCAAGAGGAGCAGCGUAAGGACAGCAUUAUCAUCUUUGAGCGGGAACUCUUUCUGUUAAACCGAGAAAACGCUGAGCUGAAGGAAGAGAUUGAAAAGCUCAAGGAAGACCUGGAAGAAUACAAUUCCCAGGAUAAUCUGGUAAAGGAGUUUGAGAUUAAAAAGAAGGUGGCAGAAAUGAAACUGAAGUUCACUCACCUGGAAGACACGAAGGAUGAUUGGGCAGAUAUGGACACUCACUGUGUUUUUGGGGCGGCUACAAAAAUCCCCUUCAGACUCAAUCAGAACCAGGCUCUGCUGACUUUUGAAGAUGAAGAGGUUGCCCAGAGACUGACAAAGAUGAGCAAGCACUCUGUGAACCUGGACAACAGAACAGCAAAUGUGGGAGUGAGGCCUUUUGAACUUGAAAUGGGAUUCCAGUUUGAGCUCCACGUCACUGUCUCUGGAAAGAAGAUCAGUGUUUCAAAAAUACCUGAGCUUCCCAUUCCUAAAGACUGGAUGAGAGACAAACUUGAGCUGAAUUUCUACAAAACUGAGCAAGGAGGAGGAGGAGAAAUAGAAAAUGUGACCUACAACAAGGAGUCUGGGACAGCUGUCAUCACAUUCCUCAAACCUGGAGCAAGUAACAACUUUUUGGGAUGUACUAAAUACCCUUUCUAUGCAGAGGGAAGGUGCUUCAAGCUUUCUGUCUCCCCAAAUUUUGAUUUUCACUUCAGAAAUUUUCAGCCGUACUGUGGGGUUUCCAAGAAGACCGUUCUGCUGAAAGGAAUCCCAGAGGUGGAAGAGGAUGAAGAAAGUGUGCAGGACAUGAUUGAAAUCCACUUCCAAAAGCCGAGUAACGGAGGGGGGGAGAUAGAGAAAAUCAAAUACAUCUCCAAAGGAGCAGCCUAUGUUUGUUUUGAGGAGGAUACUGGGAAUGCCACCGUGGAAAUCACAGGGAACUCGUGAAGUUCUGAGGUUUUGUUCCUCAGAGGCACAGCAAUUUAUGUAGAUAUUGUGCUCUAACGUUCUGAAAUUUAUGUGUACAGGAGGAAUUCCUGCCUUUGAUUUGUCUCAUGGCACUGACUUUGCACGGAAAGUCAGCAAAACUCCCCACUUGUGUUCCAGGUUAAAGGCACAGACAAAGCCUUCAGCAGCCCUUGAAACAUCAUCUGAGAUUUUCUGCAACUUUGCAUAUUUUAUAUCGUGCAGAUUUUUAAAUACUCCAGAGUGGGAUGAGUGUAUUAUUUCUUACAAUUUGGAUAUAAAAGCCACAUCUAAUCCCAAUCCAAAGCCUCCUCACAGUCCUGCUUUGUUGAAGUGCCAGAGCUUCAGAAGGUGGCUCUGACACAGCUCCAGUCCUGCUGAGGCUGCUGAGUGCCACCAAACUCAAAUACCUGAAAGAAUCCUGUAAUUUCAUAAACCCCACAUUAUCAAAUCAGUGAUAGAAUUAAAACAGAAAAUGGGAGAUGCAAACCCAAGAAAUUGCACUUAAGAGAUGCCAUGGCAUUUGCUGCCUUUAGCUGUUGAGCUUCUCCCUGUUCAUAGCCUGCUUUAUUGUUUGGUUUUAAUAUUUGUUUCUGCAAUUAAAUUUUUCCUCAUUUUUGUUCAUGAUUUUGGUUAUUUUAAACUAUUGCAGUCAAGGAUUGAGCUGCUGCUGUAUCUGGUUUUGUAACAAUGCUGGGGGAACAGCCCUGAGGGAUCUGGUGAUCCCCAGGCUGCUGCUGGGAGGGCUUGGAGAGAGUUACUUUCCAAGGAGAAAUGUUUUUCCCUUUCUGCUGUCAUCCUUGGAAAAUAAAUCCUUUACUGACUUUGCACUUUUGCCACCCUUGGGGGCUGAAGUGGUUUGGCCCCAACAAUUUUAACUCCAAACUAACACGAGCCUGAAAUGAAAAUAAUUUAUGUUCAGGGUAUUUGACAUCUUGAUACGAAGAAAAAGGACAGUGCACUGAGAAGAGCAUUGCACUAAUACCUCAGGGUUUAUUUUUCCAGACAAACUGGUAAUUGGCAAUGGAUAAAAGUUGAAUAUGGAAAAUUAAAAUGCUGCAAACACCACAGUUUAUUUGGAAUUUGCUGCUGAGUGAGAUCUGUGUGACUGUAGCACCUCUCACUGUUUAGGGCAUGCAAAGGCAUGGAUUGAUUACCUGACCAUUGUGGAAUAAUAAUAAUUAAUUCAAACAAAGUAAUAUUGAAGAAUUUAUGGACAUUGUGCACUUUUGCACUCUCAGAAACUUGGUAAGACCAGACAGCCUAAAAAGAAAGGGGGGAAAACCUGAAAAAGGUAAAAAAUGUCAUGAACUUCAACUGUACCUCACUGGUAAAUAUUGAGAAGUAAAUCCUUAAAAAGGAAAAAGUGUAAAAUUCUCAUAAAGUGUCACAGUGUAUGGGAGCAGUGAGAAGCUGCAGGUUUUAAAGCAGAGAAAAUAAAUAAGGUUUUUACAUUUUAAA